Messenger RNA from Seminavis robusta, 4794 nucleotides. The record is from the annotation of a GenBank genome assembly. NCBI's taxonomy places the organism in Eukaryota, Bacillariophyta, Bacillariophyceae, Naviculales, Naviculaceae.
AUGAGACUUUCGCCUCACUCCAACACCGGAGUUGGAGUUGACUCGGACUACGAUUAUCGCGUCCCGAAGACCAGCCCAACACCUUCGUCUUCUUCCCCCAUGAUUCAUGAUACUUCUUCGCCGCCGAAGCCUCCCACCAACAAAAGCCAGAAUGGCAGUGGAGGCAUUGAUGGGGAGGAAGCAUUGCUGGAUUUAGCUCAGCUAGAAGAGCUUCAUCAGGAGGCAGAGCGUAUGAAAGCUUUGGGUAACAAGCACAUGGCAGCUCAGGAGUAUACCCGUGCCUACAAUGCCUACUCCGCGGCUCUACAGUUAUCUCCUGUGGGCCCGUCAUCCCAUGUCUUCUUGUCCAACCGUGCUGCAGCUUUGCUCUCUUUGAAGCGCUACAGUGCGGCUGCCACAGAUGCACGCCGAGCCGUGGCUCUUGCUCCUACCUUUGGAAAAGCCCAUGCUCGAUUGGGCCAAGCGUUGUAUUUUCUCAAAGAUUAUGCGGGUGCCGUGGCAGCUUACGAAGAUGCUAUCCAAUAUGAACCAGAUAAUCAGGUCACACAAACCUACUUGGAAAAGGCAAAGGCCAAGUUGGCCAAGCAGCAGGAAAAAGCACAACGCUAUGCUCGAGGGGAAGAUGUCUCCGUUGCCGAGUCUUCGGUCCAACACACUGUAGUCAACAGUAUUGCUUCCGAUCCCAAUGCCAGUGCCGCCAUUGUCUCGGGAGAAUUUCAGAAAGCAAACACCAAUCCGGCUAUUGCCAAUGCGAUUGCUGGUAGAAACCAGAAAAUGAGGUUUGGUGGGGGGCGAGCUCUGACUUUGGACAUUGGCGGAGACGACGAAGAUCCAGAUUUCGAUGAAGCCUUGAACAUUCAGAAACGCGCCAAUCAGUUUUUGGCCAACAAACAAUACAAACAGGCGAUUGAGGAAUACACGGCUGCCCUCUUUCUCGUCCCUGAUGAUCCCAACUUAUCUCCACAACUUCAUCUGGGACGGGCUCAUGCCUUGAAUGGAAGUCGUCGACACGCCAGCGCGCGCAACGAUGCACAAUUGGCAAUCAAAAUAAAGCCAUCUGCCGAGGCCUAUUCUACCUUGGCCAAAUCCAUGUUCUACUUGAAAGAGUUUGAAGACGCUGUGGAAGCGUUUGAUAACACUUUGAGGAUGCUCCCCGAAGGAGAGUCCCUCAGCCAAUUUGAUCAGGCGUAUCUUCAGAAAGCAUCGGCUGCAGUGGCAGAAUCUGCUCACAACCCAAUAUCGCGGAGAUCACCCAGCAAAUCUGCCAUGGUUCCAAAACUUCCUCCUCCUCGGUUUGUUCCCCGUGAACAGGCAAUCAACUCGACUCCCAAUUUGCCGUCCAUGCCCAAGCAUUGGCCCCAACAAUCUCCACGUUCUCCUAGUGCCUUGAGAUGCGGUCCCGAGCGUGAAAUUUCCUUUUUCUCGGAAUCAUUGGGAAUCAAACUCAACCGUGGCCCAGAUGGUAUCGUUCGUGUCCUGUCUGUCACAAAAGAGACCCCUUCUUCGCCUGUGGCGCGCAAGGGAGAUAUCCAAGCGGGAGAUGUCAUUCGAGAAGCGGCAGGUGUGGAUAUUCGAAGGCCCAUUACCAACAUUAUGUGGGGCGACACUGUUGCGUUGAUCCGGCUUAGCCCUCGACCGAUCGUGCUACUGGUAGCCAAGGAACUUAGCGAAGUUCCUCAGGCUGUGAGGGAACAACGACGGUUGGCAGAGGAAGAAGAAAGACAGGCUUUCUUGGAAACCCAUUCCAGAAUGGGAGAAAUGAUGCUGGAGGAGAGCCCAAUGUUUCGUCCUUCGCCUGCCAAUGGAAACGAAGCUGUCGCCGAUAGUGUGGCGGCUCAAUCCCAACCUGAAAGUAUCGAAGCGUUAAAUGUGGACAAUGGAAGUGGAGAUGCAAGUGUGAAUGUUGUGGCAAGUGGAAGUGCGGAGAGCGACAAUGUAGCAAGUAUAGAAAUUGAUGUAAAGGAUGAAAAUGAUAGAAAUGUUGAUGAUAUCAACAAUGCCGAAACGAAGGAGACGACUGAGACUGCUUCAGACACGGGAGAAACUCAAGACUCUGAGGCUGAGGCGGCAAGUGAAGCUUGCAAGGAGGAGGGAACCAAGACGCAAGGGGAAGUCGAGAGCAGUGUUGUUGAGGCGGCCAAAGCGGACGGAGAAUCAAAAUCUGAUGAUGCUGGCAAUGGGGCCGAUUCUCCGGCUGCGGAGGGGGGGCUUCAAGAAGCCAAUGAAUCCCCCGAACCCAGAUUGUCACUACGAGAUGAAGAGGUCACAAUUGUUGGCGGCGAGGUGGUAUUUCCACGAGCAGAGUCAGACUUUGCAUUCAGUGGAUGGGACAACUUGAGGUGGAUGUCGUAUGCCGGUGUCCGGAAAGUUGAACACGUCCAGUAUGUUGAGAAGCUUGUUGUGAACGAGAAGAAGGGCUGGAACAUAUUCGGUGGGGGAACUUCGGCGGAUGAGUACCAACCUCGAAAACUCGUUGUUUAUUCGGAGCCAAGCCUUAUAAUGCUGCUUCGCUAUGCAAAGAAUGUGGAAGAGCUACGAGAUGUACUGGACCUUCCAGUCGGAUCAGAACCUGACAGCAAUGCUCUCUCGUCGUUCUUGAUUGUUGAUGCGGCCAUGGAGCCCAUGUCAUGCAAGCUGCGGCUGUCCCCACUCACAACCCCAACCUCUGUUGAAGAAAACACCGACCAGCUGCAUGCCGAUUUCAGAAAACUCUCUUGCUUCAGCCUCUUGACUCCCACGGGGACGAUUGCACUGACAGCAAUUCCUUCAAAGCACGGUGUAUCCUAUACAGAUAGCAGCGCAUUCCUGGAGACGACAACUGUCGAACUGCGAUUGAAGCAGGCAAUCUGCAAGGCACACUACGAUGAAACUGCCUCAACAAGUGCUAAUGCAUCUUGGAAGCAUCAACUGAUAUUGGGAACAUUGCACUCUUAUGUCGUUCUGGGGAGUGAGAAACUUCUUGAAAAAGCUAUCUUAACAGCUAUGAGACGGUCGAAGCACAACAUUGUGUCAACAAGCCCCAACAAUGCCUUUCUGCAUGGUCGCAUUGCAGAUGCGGUUGAUGAUUCGGGGUUCACGGCACUCCAUUAUGCAUGCUUCCGUCGUUUCAGCCUCGCUGUUGCUUUACUUGUAAAAGCAGGCGCAAGAGCAGAUAUGAUUGAAGAACCCCCUUCUUCAAUCGGCGAUGCUACGGAAAGGCUCAAGAGCCUGACACCGCUACACAUUGUCGCACAGAACCUGGACCACAAAAGUGUGUCUCUGUUGCUUGCAGCUCAGUAUCCAGUAAACCCAAACCCCAAUGCCUUGGAUAGUUUGGGUCGAACCCCUAUGUACCUGGCGGCGACUGCUGGGAGAGGCGCGAAUGGAGAGAGUGACCCUGCAGCUCUAAGUAGAUGCAUCAUGGCAUUGGAAGCCUGGGGUGGCAAAAUGUUUCCGUCAGAUAUGAAAGCCUCUGAGCUUCGGUGGCCUCAGAACGUCCUUGCUGCCCAGUGGCGUCCAGAAGAUUUGAACGAGGUGUUGCGUCGCUCCUCGGUGCGUUUUCCUCUACCGUCAGAUGUCGUGGGUGAGCAAGUUGGUACUUCGAUUGGGGCGUUGUGGCAGUAUCCCCUCCACACUGCCUUGGUAUCACUGAUCAAAGAAAUCCAAUCUUUCUAUGACAACGAUGGAACCGUUCCUCUCGGGCCCUUUAGCGACCCUCACAAUAAUACCGUUGCUCGAACAAUUCUAACGUUGAUACGAUAUGGUUUUGAGCCCAAUGAACGGAUUGAUCGGCUUGGCUGCAGUUCUCUUCCUGAACUGGAGGAUUUUGUUGGCUUUGCUCCAAUUCAGAUUCUCGGUUGUGCCGCCUUGGAGGCUGACAAUUUACGAGGUCGGAUAAACGAAGGUCUCCUGGCGUGUAUCAUGAAGGUUCUCGAGGAGACGUGCGACGCGCUUGUGCGCAACGGUGCUCGACCUUCGCUGGAUCCACCUCCCACGCUGCGCCUAUUCGCAGCGAAGAAGGAACAGACUGCCGGCCAUCACGCUGAUUCGGAUGGACUUCAUAUAGACGCGUACGAUCGGAGCACGCUCAAAGUCGAAUCGAACAAGAAGAUUGUGGCCGUGCUGGGAGGCAACGAAAAAUUGCAGGCUUGUAAAAAAGCUUGGCAAGAGAUUAAAACGAUAUCCUCCACAACCAAUUUCUCUCCUCCGUUUGAACAGGAUUCUGCUUACACGGAGAAGGUCGUUGCGGGUGGUUGCAGCGAAAAGUCCUGUGCCAUUUGUUGGAGUGAGUUUGGGUCGAUUAUGAAUCGGAAACAUCGUUGCCGCGUGACAGAACGGUUUGUAUGCGACGACUGCUCUUCCAAGCGUGUUGUUCAUGACGGCAAGGAAGUUCGUGUCAGCGACGGCCAGUUUGCUUUGGCCCAUUCUGACCAGGCGACGGCGCAGCGAGAGGAAGCGCAUAAGAAGAGGGUGGAAAAUGAAACUCAAAUCAACAAAAUGAAGGAAGAUCAUGCCAAGGCUAGACAAGCGAGGGCAGACGAGGACGCACAACGAGAUUCGUUGUUUGGGAACGUGAUGGAGAAGGCCACUAACAUGCUGCUCGGAGAGGAGUCUGAAUCGAAACCAGCUGCAGUUGGCGCUGAUGUGGGUGGGCUCACGGACUCUUUGAAUCAGACGAGAAACGCUCUGCUGGACCGGGGCCAAAAGCUUGAAUCCCUUGGUGAAAAGACCUCGCAGAUGGUGGACUCUUCGGCAGAGUUUGCCAGGAUGGCGAAGGAACUGCAACGACAGUCAGAAAGAGGAUUCUUUUGGUAG